Messenger RNA from Triticum aestivum (bread wheat), 2390 nucleotides. RefSeq names its product zinc finger BED domain-containing protein RICESLEEPER 4. Bases 1392 to 2171 code for a protein of 259 amino acids. NCBI's taxonomy places the organism in Eukaryota, Viridiplantae, Streptophyta, Magnoliopsida, Poales, Poaceae. Gene Ontology annotation, molecular function: protein dimerization activity; DNA binding. The transcript is spliced from 5 exons. The record is from RefSeq and is a predicted model, not a curated record.
CGGCCGGGGGGGGGGGGGGGGGGGGGGGCACAGCCGCACAGGAGGACCGCGGACGGCGCGCGGCGGAGCAGGACGCCGCCGACGGUCGGCGAGCUGCGAGUACCGGACUGGAGGAGUCAACAGGUUGAUAUCUGAGAGCAAGUCUGCAUGGCAUCUUCUGAAACUAGCGCCGCACCAGCAGCACGGAGCUCAGAUGUGGCUGGACAUUCAACUCCAGAUGCCACACCGGACAGUAGUGCCGAAGCAUCACAAGGUGCCGCUGAUGGGUCUGUCAGAGUUGGCAAUAAGAGAAGAAAACUUCCAUCAUUCAUAUGGAGCGAUUUCGAGAAACUGUUUCUUGACGGGGAAUGGAAAGCUGAGUGCAUCUAUUGCGCCGAAGUUCUCCCUGCAGAAGCUGCAGGUGGCACUUCACACCUGGAGGACCACCUGAUGUCGUGUGCUGAUUGGCAGGCACUGGCAGCCCCACAAGAAUCAAGGUUGUCAAAGGCUUACGACGGGGAAGCCGAUUGGGAGGAUGUUCUGUUUGAUCAAGAUGUUGCCAGGAAACAGCUUGCGAUGAUGAUCUGUGCCCAUGAUUACCCUCUGUCUAUCGUCAAUCAUGCGGGUUUUCAGAAACUGUGUUACGCAUUACAACCAAUGUUUCAGAUGGUAUCAAGGAAUGACAUUAGAAAAGAUAUUUUGGGUAUGUAUGCAGCCGAGAAGGAUAAGAUGGUGAAGUAUUUUGCAGACUUUAAAGGUCGAGUUGCCAUCACUACGGACAUGUGGACUGCAGAACAUCAGAAGAGAGGUUACUGCAGAACAUGGUAGUCACUGCACAUUUCCUCGAUGAAUCUUGGCAACUCAAGAGUUUUAUGUUGAGGUUUGUUUAUGUGCCUGUCCCACAUAAUGCUGCAGUCAUAUGCCAAGCACUGCAUGAGUCCCUUGUUGAGUGGCAUCUCGAGAGAAAGAUAUCGAUAAGUUGGAUUUGAAAUCUCUUCUAUUGGAGGGUAAAUAUCUGCAUAUGCGCUGUGGUGCACAUAUGCUUAAUCUGAUUGUGAAAGAUGGCAUGGAUCUCAUGGAGAAGGGUAUAGAGCGGGUUCGUGAUGGUGUUGCAUAUUGGUCAGCUACUCAUGGGAGACAUGAGAAAUUUGAAAAAAUGGCGCACACUCUGAACAUUGAAUACAAGGAAAGGUUGUUUCUUGAUUGUAAAACCAGAUAGAAUUCAACCUACAGAAUGCUAACUAUUGCAUUAGAAUACAGAGAUUUUUGAAACACUAAAGGCACGUGAGAAAUUAUUUAGUUGUUGUCCAACCAAAGAUGAUUGGAAGUUUGCCAAGGAACUUUGUGAUAGGCUUAAAAUUUUCUAUGAUGUCAGCGAGUCAUUUUCAGGCACUAAAUAUGUUACUGCAAAUAUGUUCUUUCGUAAAAUAUGUUGCAUUCAGUUGGCAAUACGGAAAUGGGCUGCCAGUGACAAUGAGCUUGUGCAAACAAUGUCUGAGGAAAUGAAGCGGAAAUUUGACAAAUAUUGGAAAGAUGUACUUGAUCUUAUGUCUGUCGCAACUGUUCUUGAUCCAAGGUACAAGCUUCAUAUGUUGCAAGCUAUUUUUGGUUCUCUCUAUGGAACGGAACAUGCAGCUGUGGAAGUUGCCAGAAUAAGGAAUUUAAUGGCUAAUUUGCUGAAACAAUAUCAAGAAGCUGAUGGGGUUGUGGCUACAUCAGAGGCUGUUAGCAGUGCUGCUUCAGGAGCUGGUGGAGAAGAUGACAUAAUGGACAUAUUUGAUCAAUAUAUGUCCUCACGGCCUACUAUCGGUGCUUCUCCAGUGCAGACAGAAUUGGACUUGUACUUGGAAGAGGAAAUUAUCCGUAGAAUACCAGACGAAGACAUCAUGACUUGGUGGAAGUAUGGGGGUGCAAAGUAUCCUACUUUGCAAAGAAUUGCUCGUGAUAUAUUGCCUAUCCCUGCAUCAGCUGUGAUAUCAGAAUCAGCCUUUAAUACGAAGGGCAGGCUGCUUAGUCCACAUCGUGGCCAACUUGCGCCAAGCAUGGUAGAAGCUAUUAUGUGUAUGAAGGCUUGGUCCCGUGCUGACAUGAUUGGGGACGGCAAUUCGACCCUCUGUGCAGUGUUUCAGAGUGUUCUUGAUGAUGAAGAAGAAAUGAUGGAUGACUCUGAAUCUAUGGUAACGGAAGACUAGUCUGCCAAGAGGCGAAGAACCGAAGAUGAUGCCUAGAAGCUACUGUCGUCCUUCUAUUUAUAAAUGAGAAUUGCGAUGCACUUAUGUUUGUCUCGCGGCUGUACUUGUGCUUAUUUGAUGGCGUGCGAUGUCAUUUUGUGAGAAACCGAGACUGAGAAUUUAUGUGUUUGCCACUUGUGCUUAUUUGCUAUUACCUGAAGUGCUAAAUAUUAGAAUUGA